AUGUUGUGCCACCAGGCAGAGCUGGACCUGGAUACGUGUGGGAUCAAAGUGGAGCAGCAUGGGAUCUGUGCUCAUGUGUUUUGCCUGGUCUGCUUUGUCUGCCACCAGAAUGGGGCCACCAUCACCUGCUGGGAGACGGGCUGUGACUGCAGCUUCCAUCUCCCCUGUGCCACACAGGGUGGGUGUGUCACCCAGUACUUUGGGUUCUACAGGUCCUUCUGCAGGGAGCACCGCCCACAGCAGGCAGUGGAUGUUGUUCCAAAGGUGGGCACCACCUGUUUCAUCUGCCUGGAGCCUGUGGACAACCAAACAUCCUAUAGGACCAUGGUGUGUCCAGCAUGCAAACACACCUGGUUCCAUAGGGACUGCAUCCAGAAUCAGGCUGUCUUCACUGGUGCUCGCUGCUUCUGCUGCCCAUGUUGUAAAAAUGAAUAUAAAUUUUCAAUGGAAAUGCUCACCAUGGGGAUCCGAGUCCCCCAGAGACCACUAUCCUGGGAGAACCUCCAUGCAAAUGCAGAAGUAAGUGGGAGGCACAGCUGCUGUGACUCUAGAGAGUGCCUGUGUCCAGGAGGCAGGGAGCAGGCACAGGAAGAAGGGCCUUGGCAACUGCUCCUAUGUUGCUCCUGUGCUGCCGAGGGCACCCACAGGCGAUGUGCCUACCUGAGGCGCAGCACAGCCAGCUGGGAGUGUGACAGCUGUGCUGGCCCCAGCAGAGACGAGAAAACGCUGCAGGACCAGCCAUACAGCAUCCCCGAGUGA
Molecule: messenger RNA, 759 nt
Organism: Dryobates pubescens (Downy woodpecker)
Lineage: Eukaryota; Metazoa; Chordata; Aves; Piciformes; Picidae
Product: PHD finger protein 7
Exons: 6
Coding region: 1-759 (252 amino acids)
Cellular component (GO): nucleus
Source: RefSeq, a predicted model, not a curated record